Trematosphaeria pertusa is the source of this 790-nucleotide messenger RNA. RefSeq lists its product as uncharacterized. The transcript has 2 exons. The record is from RefSeq and is a predicted model, not a curated record. NCBI's taxonomy places the organism in Eukaryota, Fungi, Ascomycota, Dothideomycetes, Pleosporales, Trematosphaeriaceae. The coding region runs from base 60 to 671 and encodes 203 amino acids.
CUACCCAACCCGACUGCCAUUACAUUUGGUAUCAGUCUUCGUGGACUAACACGUUGGAAAUGUCUGCCAAAGUAAAGGAAUACGUCGACGUGACGAAGCAAGCGGACGGAGGCUAUGCCGAUGUUUCGAAAGAUGCAAAGCCGAUGAGCAAGCAGGAGGAAGCCGAAGCGGAGAGUAGUCGCGUCCGUGAAGAGGAAGGCCCAGCACCACCGGCCUACACAACCCCGUCGGCGAAGCCAACAGAGACAGCGUCAUCCGGACAGGCGCAACCCAUCUCCUUAGUCGACGACGUCAGCGCCGACGUGCAAUCCCUCGCAGUCGGCGACCCCAAAGAAACCAUAUCCGUCCCGAUGAUCCACAGCGUCGAGAAGCGCAACCUGAAGAAGCUCUUCUCGAGCGAGCGCAAAACGAUUUCGCAAACCGUCAUUGUGCGUAAGAUGCCGCGCGAGCACUAUCUGAAACACUACGCGAAGGACGCCGAGGGCAACUACGUCGGGACGGAGAAGCCGGCGGUGGAUGCGGGCCUGGUGUUUGUGCCGUCGAAGAGCACGCCCGAGGAUAUCUUGCAGCAGGUGCGGACGGUGGCGUUUGGGAAGAAUCAUUAUGCCAUGGAUUUCUCGGGCGGGAUGACUAUGGCGCCGUUCUUGAUGGGCGGGAGCACUGGUGGAUGAACCUGCUGUGGGGCGUUAGUAUCGCUGGAGCAGUGCGGCUGGAGUUGGGAGCUUACUUUACAUCUUGCUGGAUUAGAGGACGUACUUCCAACUGGGGAUGAGGUUAUCAAGGGUCGAUG